This is a messenger RNA of Aphanomyces invadans, 1563 nucleotides long. RefSeq names its product tRNA pseudouridine(55) synthase. Gene Ontology annotation, molecular function: RNA binding; pseudouridine synthase activity. The transcript has a single exon. Gene Ontology annotation, biological process: snRNA pseudouridine synthesis; mRNA pseudouridine synthesis; rRNA pseudouridine synthesis. Lineage: Eukaryota; Oomycota; Saprolegniomycetes; Saprolegniales; Verrucalvaceae. Gene Ontology annotation, cellular component: box H/ACA snoRNP complex. The record is from RefSeq and is a predicted model, not a curated record. Bases 58 to 1458 code for a protein of 466 amino acids.
GUGGGGUUUGGCUGGCACCAAGGGGUCAACUUGGCCAUUCCUGGAUCGUUGUUGAAAAUGGCGGAAGAGAAGAAGGCGCUGAAGAAGAAGUCGAAGGAGUCGCAUGAACUCAUUGCGCCCCAGGCCACGACGCCUGUCUUGGACACGUCCAAGUGGCCGCUCUUGCUCAAGAACUACUCGAGCUUGAACAUCCGCACUGGCCACUACACGCCCAUCCCGAGUGGCUCGACGCCGUUGAAGCGCAACUUGAACGACUACGUGCGGUACGGCGUGAUCAACUUGGAUAAGCCGGCGAACCCAUCUUCCCACGAAGUGGUCGCGUGGAUUCGCCGCAUCCUCCGCGUCGAGAAAACGGGCCACAGCGGCACGCUCGAUCCUAAGGUCACGGGCUGCUUGAUUGUGUGUGUCGACCGCGCGACGCGCCUGGUCAAGUCGCAGCAAGGGGCCGGGAAGGAGUACGUGGCGAUCGUUCGCCUCCACAGUGCCAUUGAAAGCCAAGCUUCGUUGGCUCGCGCCAUCGAAACCUUGACCGGUGCGUUGUUCCAGCGCCCGCCCCUCAUUUCGGCCGUCAAGCGCCAACUCCGCAUCCGUACGAUCUACUCGUCCAAGCUGAUCGAGUACGACGAGGAUCGCCACCUCGGCGUGUUCCAUGUGAGCUGCGAAGCUGGCACGUACAUUCGAACCCUGUGUGUGCAUUUGGGUCUGGUCCUCGGCGUCGGCGGUCAUAUGCAGGAACUCCGCCGCGUGCGCUCUGGUGUCCUUGGUGAAUCCGACACGAUGGUCACGAUGCACGACGUGCUGGAUGCGCAGUACGCGUACGACACGUACAAGGACGAGAGCUACUUGCGCCGCAUCGUGCGACCGUUGGAAGUGCUUCUUACCACGUACAAGCGCAUUGUCGUCAAGGACAGCGCGGUCAACGCAGUGUGCUACGGCGCCAAGUUCAUGGUGCCCGGUUUGCUCCGAUUUGCCGACGACAUUGACAUCAACGAAGAAGUCGUGCUCAUGACGACCAAGGGUGAAGCGAUUGCGAUCGGGAUUGCGCAAAUGACGACGGCCGUCAUGGCGACCUGCGAUCACGGCGUCGUCGCCAAGAUCAAGCGCGUCAUCAUGGAGCGAGACACGUAUCCCCGCCGGUGGGGUUUGGGACCCAUGGCCCAAAAGGUAAAGGGUCUUGUCAAGGACGGCAAGAUCGGCAAGUUCGGCAAGGUUAACGCGAACACCCCCGAAGACGUGUCCAAGGUGUACAAGGAGACCAAGGAGCCGUUGGUUACCGAGGUCAAGCCCGACGUCUCGGACGAUAACGAUGUUGACGGCAAGAAAGAAAAGAAGGAGAAGAAGAAGAAGGCGAAGCGCGACGUGGAAGACGCCGACGCUGCUGCCGCGGACGCCGACGAACCCGAGAAGAAAAAGUCGAAGAAGAAGAAGAAGAAGGCGGAUGGCAACGACAGUGACUAGAAUGUCGUCGAUCCACGGCUAGGACUAAAUGUGAUAUAUAUAACAACCGAUAGCAUCGACAACGCAAUCUGCGUCGCCAUUGCCAUUCGAUUCGCGCCAACUUGC